GUCAGGCGAAGGCCAUGGGCGGCCCCAGCGGGGGGCGGCCCGGCAUGGCGGGAGCGGCGGCCGCGGCCGCGCUGCUCUGCGCCCUCCAUGUGCAUGCUGCCUGUCAGCAUGCCACUGUCACGCAGGAGCUUCUGCAAGCAGGAUUCCACAGGGAGCUGCUGGUGAAGGUAGAACUUGGUGAAGGAGGGGAGGAUGCAGGAGGAUGCACAGUGGCAGCCAGAAUUCGUCUUCCCCCAGGAAUCUACGUGGAUCCCUACGAGCUGGCAUCGCUGCAGCGGCACAAUUUAACAAAGGCAGUGUUAGUUCCUGCUGCCGUUGAUGUGGAGGCUCCCGAGUACUCAGCCACAGAGCUUCUUGUUCUCCUGUACAUGGAACCCGACCCUUGGUGUUCCCGCUGUUUCCGAGCCGUCUUGCCCAUGCAUGGGCGGUACCACCGGCCUGCAGAGGACAGCGAGGAAGCGUCGGUUGUUCUGAAGAGCCCAGAAGUGCUGCGCUGCUGCUGUGACAAUCGCCUGUCCACAGAGUGCUGGACGCCUGCUGAGGUGGAGGCUCCGUGUUCAAGCAAACCCGAUGGCCCCUGUCAGUGGUACAGCACGAUGCGCAAACCCGUCCCCGAGGAAUUGAUUCUGCAGGUUCCAGUGGGGCUCAGGCAACACAGCUCCAUAGUGUGUGUCCUGACCCUGCUUGCCACGGGGCUCUGCUCCAGCCUGAUUCUGGCUGCUGUCUGCAAACACGGACACUUCUCCGCAGUGACCUCCUCAGAGUAAAGAAAUAAGGAAUGAUUGGCCUCCAUGCAGCAGAACUAAUGGGAUAUUACAUCAGCUUCCGAAAUGAA
Molecule: messenger RNA, 835 nt
Organism: Cuculus canorus (common cuckoo)
Lineage: Eukaryota; Metazoa; Chordata; Aves; Cuculiformes; Cuculidae
Gene: PIGX
Product: phosphatidylinositol glycan anchor biosynthesis class X
Exons: 6
Coding region: 15-767 (250 amino acids)
Biological process (GO): GPI anchor biosynthetic process
Cellular component (GO): endoplasmic reticulum membrane
Source: RefSeq, a predicted model, not a curated record